CGGUCAUUGCAUACUAAAAAAAGACCCUUGUUCCACCAUAUUUUUGAUAUAAAAACGCGAUCUUUUUCAUCUUUUCAGAGACUCUAUCACAUUAUUAAAACAUGUCUGCUGAACUCCAAUUAUAUACUUUCAAGUUGUCUCUCUGGGCUGGUGCUGCUCGUUUGGCUGUCAAUGAACUCAAUAUUCCUGGCGUUAAGCAAGUCGAAGUUGACCUUUCUAAAGCUGAAAACUUUUCUCCCGAAUUCUUAAAGAUCAACCCCAAACACACUAUUCCCGCAUUAGAAGUGAUUGAACACGGUAGCAAGAGAUACCUAGAUGACACCAAGUCAGUAGUAGAAUACUUGGACAAACAUACUGGAAACUCAUUGAGUCUUCCUGAAAAGCAAGCUGAAAUUGAUACCUUCUUGAAGGAAAUUCAUGAAGAUGCUGAUGUUGGUAACCCUCUUUUCUUUACAUCUGGUAAUCCCGAAGAAUUACAAGCCAAGAAGAACGAUGUAGUUCCUUUCUUAGAAAACCGUAUUAAGGGUUGGGAGACCUACUCAAAGCAAGCACCUGAACAUACUGAACUCUACAAUAAAAACAUCCAAGAAACAAAGGGUCUUCUCGGCUUCUAUACUGGACCUAAUCCUCAACCUAUGUUCGAUCUCAACAAGAAAUUAUGGGAAUCUGGUUCCAAGUUCUUGGAUCACGUUGAGUCUCUCUUGAAACAAAAUGGUGAUUAUGUCUUCGGUACCUAUUCUGUUGCUGACAUCCAUUUGACGCCUUAUCUUUUCCGUAUGUUGUUGGUUCGCAAGCCUGAAGAGGUCUUUGGUAACCGUCCCCAUUUGAAGGCUUAUUACGAGCGUGUUCAAUCUCGUCCUAGUUUCAAACAAACCUUUGCAUAAAUUGUAUCAUAGUGUAUUUAGAUAAUCCAAAUAAAUAAAGCGUGUUUAAUCUAAA
Molecule: messenger RNA, 939 nt
Organism: Gilbertella persicaria
Lineage: Eukaryota; Fungi; Mucoromycota; Mucoromycetes; Mucorales; Choanephoraceae
Exons: 1
Coding region: 102-884 (260 amino acids)
Molecular function (GO): glutathione transferase activity
Source: RefSeq, a predicted model, not a curated record